Molecule: messenger RNA, 1110 nt
Organism: Aspergillus versicolor CBS 583.65
Lineage: Eukaryota; Fungi; Ascomycota; Eurotiomycetes; Eurotiales; Aspergillaceae
Exons: 2
Coding region: 232-864 (210 amino acids)
Source: RefSeq, a predicted model, not a curated record
CGAGUCUGGACUCUCGGCUCUUGAUCGAGGCCGUGUUUCCGUACAGUCUCCCAUUUGGACCAAGUUGACAUGACGUGAUAUGCAGCGGGGUCGAUGUUUACAAAUUCAAGCAGACAAGGAUAUCGGGAGGGCAUAAAUAUAGGGACGUAUUCAAUCCGCUCAUUUGUCUUCUAUAUCGACUCUAGAUCCAGUUCUAGUUCCUAAAAUCCUCUGCUCCAAGUUCACCUUACGAUGGCACCCCAACCAGUCGCGCUCAUCCUCGGAACCGGCCCACGAGUUGGCGCAUCUGUUGCAGCAGCUUUCCGUAGCAAAGGCUACAGCGUGGCAACCGCAUCUCGAUCAGGAACAGGAGCUAAGACGCCUGAAGGGUACCUUUCCCUCGCCGUCGACUUUGCCAAUCCCUCCUCAAUCUCGGCGCUGUAUGGAUCUGUGAAGGACAGCCUCGGUGCAGCGCCUAGCGUUGUUGUUUAUAACGCGGCUGCUCUUACCCCUGCUCCAGAUAAUGACUCUGUCUUGUCAAUCUCAGCAGAGAAAUUCGUGAACGACUUGAACGUCAACACUGUUAGUCCGUACCUUGCCGCCCAGAAGGCUGUGGAGGGGUGGGCCACCCUGCCCGAGGACGUGAAAAAGACAUUCAUUUACACGGGCAACCCGCUAAACGUCCAAAUUGUGCCCAUGCCGCUGUUCUUGAACUUGGGGGUCGGGAAGCGUGCGAGCACGUAUUGGAUUGCGGCUGCAGAUGAGCUAUACGCGGCCAAGGGAUAUAGGUGCGUAUACACUAUGCGGAUGAGCGCGCUGAAGGUGGAAAGAGUAAGGGAAACAAUCUUGACGGACCAGCUCAUGGCGAGUUCUACGCACAGUUAGCGCGCCAUGAAAGAAAUAUCCCAUGGCACGCGACCUUUGUCGCGGGUGAAGGCUAUAGCAAAUUCGAUUGAGCUAUUUAAGCUGGAAGUGUGCGAUUUCCGGGACCGUAGUCUUCCUAUCGUCACACAAGCACUACAAGUUCCCCCGGACUGCUGAACAAUGUACCUAGGUCAUAGCUGAUACUGUUUUCCGCAUCUCUGUUGCGCCAUAUAGCCUCCAUCAAUUCAAGUGCUUUGCGUGCGGUGC